Messenger RNA from Emys orbicularis (European pond turtle), 2055 nucleotides. It is a transcript of the gene CRMP1, whose product is annotated as collapsin response mediator protein 1. Gene Ontology annotation, cellular component: cytoplasm. The transcript has 14 exons. NCBI's taxonomy places the organism in Eukaryota, Metazoa, Chordata, Testudines, Emydidae. Gene Ontology annotation, molecular function: hydrolase activity, acting on carbon-nitrogen (but not peptide) bonds. The record is from RefSeq and is a predicted model, not a curated record. Bases 1 to 2055 code for a protein of 684 amino acids.
AUGGCCGAGAGAAAGAGGACCUGGAACAAGGAAGACGACCUGCCCGUGUAUCUGGCCAGGCCGGGCACCACGGCUCAGACCCCCCGGCAGAAAUACGGGGGCAUGUUCGCCUCGGUGGAGGGGGCCUACGAGAACAAAACCAUCGACUUCGAUGCCUACAGCGUGGGGAAGAAGGGCUCCCGGACCCCGCGCAGCGGCAGCAGACACGACAUGAUGCUGGAUGGGGGGGACAAUUACAGUGAGACCGCCAGCGAUGUCAGCGAGGUCUCCGGCUCCGUGAUCAGCUCCCCCGGGGACCGGGACGACAAGACCCCGGGCAUCGAGAUCAAAUACCCGACGGGGAAAGAGCUGCUGCAGGGCCAGGACAAUGGGAAGAGUGAUCGACUGCUCAUUAAAGGUGGAAGAAUUAUCAAUGAUGACUACUCCUUCUAUGCAGACAUAUACCUGGAAGAUGGACUGAUAAAACAAAUAGGAGAGAAUUUGAUUGUUCCUGGUGGAGUAAAGACCAUUGAGGCUAAUGGACGUAUGGUUAUCCCCGGGGGAAUCGAUGUCAACACUUACCUACAAAAGCCCUACCAAGGAAUGACCGCUGUUGAUGACUUCUAUCAAGGCACAAAAGCAGCUCUAGCAGGCGGUACCACCAUGAUCAUUGAUCACGUGGUCCCUGAAGCUGGGGUGAGUUUAUUGACCUCAUUUGAAAAGUGGCAUGAGGCAGCUGACACCAAAUCCUGUUGUGAUUACUCUCUCCAUGUGGAUAUCACUAACUGGUAUGAUGGGAUCCGAGAAGAGCUGGAUAUCCUGGUGCAAGAUAAAGGUGUUAAUUCUUUCCAAGUCUACAUGGCCUAUAAAGAUCUCUACCAAAUGUCCGACAGUCAGCUUUAUGAAGCUUUUACCUUUCUGAAAGGGCUUGGAGCUGUAAUCAUGGUCCAUGCUGAAAAUGGAGAUUUGAUAGCUCAGGAACAAAAACGUAUCCUGGAGAUGGGAAUCACAGGACCUGAGGGACAUGCCCUAAGCAGACCUGAGGAGCUUGAAGCGGAAGCUGUUUUCCGUGCCAUCACCAUCGCCAGUCGAAUCAACUGUCCAGUGUAUAUCACCAAGGUGAUGAGUAAGAGCGCGGCUGAUAUCAUUGCACUGGCUAGGAAGAAAGGUCCUCUAGUUUUUGGCGAGCCAAUCACUGCCAGCCUGGGGACAGAUGGGACACAUUAUUGGAGCAAAAACUGGGCCAAGGCUGCAGCCUUUGUGACCUCACCACCUCUGAGUCCUGAUCCCACCACACCAGAUCACUUGAACUCACUCUUAGCAUGUGGGGACCUGCAGGUGACGGGAAGUGGGCACUGUCCCUACAGCACCGCCCAGAAAGCCAUCGGAAAGGAUAACUUCACUAUGAUUCCUGAAGGAGUUAAUGGAAUCGAGGAAAGAAUGACUGUUGUCUGGGACAAGUCUGUCGCCAUAGGCAAAAUGGAUGAGAACCAGUUUGUUGCUGUUACCAGCACCAAUGCUGCCAAAAUCUUUAAUCUGUAUCCAAGGAAGGGCCGGAUUGCUGUGGGCUCAGAUGCUGAUGUUGUUAUCUGGGAUCCUGAUAAAGUGAAGACUAUUACAGCCAAAAGCCAUAAAUCGGCUGUUGAAUAUAACAUCUUUGAAGGAAUGGAAUGCCAUGGUGCUCCCCUGGUGGUAAUAAGCCAAGGAAAGAUUGUGUUUGAAGAUGGAAAUCUGCAUGUAAAUAAGGGAAUGGGCCGCUUCAUUCCUCGCAAACCUUUCCCUGAAUACCUUUACCAGCGCAUCAAAAUCAGGAAUAAGGUAACAGGAUUGCAAGGGGUGUCCAGAGGAAUGUAUGAUGGGCCAGUGUAUGAAGUCCCAGCUACGCCAAAAUAUGCAACUCCUGCACCUUCAGCUAAGUCCUCCCCUGCCAAAAAUCAGCCUCCACCAAUCAGAAAUCUCCACCAAUCUAAUUUCAGCUUAUCAGGUGCUCAGGUAGAUGACAACAACCCUCGUCGCACUGGACACCGUAUUGUUGCGCCCCCUGGUGGUCGCUCUAAUAUUACCAGUCUUGGCUGA